UUACCCAUACCAAUCCAUACCAACCCAUACGAACUCAUAGCAAGCCAUAUCAAGUGGAGGAUCUACUUACACUCCACACUAACGCCAGGCUACGGCUCCAGGUGGAUGAACUAUCUAUCCACACUACAUAUCGAUAUUAAUCCUCUGUUUUAUGUGGAGCAACUACUCACAUACGUUCCACUCUGAUGACGAUCCACUGUUUCAGGUGGAUGAACUACCCACCCCGCCUAUGAGCGUGCCGGAGCGGGUGCAGCGAGCGGGUUGGAUGAGGUGGAAGCUCUGAGUGUGGAAGACGACCGCUGGGCACACAGGAUGGGGAACUCCAGCAGCAGCAAAAUUAAGGUCCAGCCUCAGAAGCGUGGCGUCCCCUCAGGCAAGGAGGAACUCGAGGAAUGGAUGGCAGCCGAAAAUUUUUCCCGCCUUCCAGCCCCGCGUGGACAAGAGGCUUUCUUCAAGUUCCUACGAGGCGGUUCUUAUGAUGAGCGUGUAAGCAUCACUGACGUCCCUGUGACUGCCUAUGGUAUGGACAAUGCAGCUCGAGGCUACCAGUUCUGGCUCAAAACAGAGGGCGUUAACCUGAAGAGUCUGUUCGAAACUUAUAUCGUCGAGGAGGACACCAAGCUCGAUGAAGCCACUGAACCCUAUGGUGAAUUGGAGAAGAAGAAAGAGAAAGCGAGUGAGGUAGACGACUACGUCAAAGUAUUGAAGGCAAAAAUCAAAGUCCCAUUGGAUGAUAAAUAUAAGUUAUUCAAAGAUUUCCUAGAAGAGGAGGCCAAGAAACUGAAAUAGUGCUAACUUUUGUAUUUUAGCUUUUUAUGCCAAGUUGUUUUUUAUAUGAUUUUAUGGAGAUGAAUGAUUUUAUUUUCCAAAUUACGUCUAUGGGUAUGUGGGUAUGCCUAGCUGUUUUGAUAUGAUUUUAUGGAAAUGAAUGAUUUUAUUUUCCUUGCUGUGCUGGCUGCUUUGAAAUGAGUAUGAGUGUUCAGUCCAGCAUGUCCAGUGAUUCUCUGAAAAGGAUGUUCAGAUUUUUAUUAUUGUCCCCCUCACCAAGCCCAGACCAUCAAGUUCUAGGCAUGGAUAUAUGGCUGAACUAAGAUGAACAAAAUAAUUUUAAGGUAAAUACAGGAUACCCAUUACUGUUGUGGAGGCAGUGCAAUGUCAACUUGAAGAAGAGGAAGAACGAUACAUUCCUGUUAUGGCAGUUGUUAUGAAUGUUUGUCUCGCACAGCAGAUACAGUGAGCCAUUCCUUACACAUUCCUGUCGAUUCCUUGUUGUCUUUUAGCAACUUAAUUUUCUCAAAUAUUGUACUUAGCCUGUCAGGCAUGGAUAUGUGUCACAAAAUAUAUUCUCUUAGGAGGUGUGUAUUGUUAUACAAACAUAUUUACCAAAUUAUUAGGUGAAGGAGGCAAUGUCUUCAAUAUAGUGAGGAAUUAUAACUUUUUAAAAUCUGUUCUUCUACAUGAGAGGUAAUUACAAUACAUUGAUAUAUAAUAAAUAGAAUACUUGUGCCUGCCUCCAAAAGGUAAGAAUCCUUUUUAUUAUACUUGUCUCAUAUUGUGACACAUUCAGAUUAUUGAAAUUUUAAAAUCCCUGGUACAUGUUCCACAUUUUGGGAGGAUUUAUUUUGCAUUUUUCUUUUUUUUUUUUUUUUUUUUUUUUUUUAAGUACUGUAGAUGAACGUGGUGUAAAGUUUUGUAAAGUUGGUGUCUCAAAUAUAUCCAGAAGUUAACACAUAAAUUAAUAGGUUCAUACUUUUGUUGUUUCUGUGUAAGGUCACAUUUGAAAAGUCUUCACUCUGUAUGUAUAGUAUUUCUUUUAAAUAUUUUACUGUAAAAACUCAUGGCAAUAGUUUAAAUAUUGUGCAUGAAGUUAAUAUUUUUAAAAAUAUUUUGUUAUACUGUACACUCCACAAAGAUAUUUUGAUUUCUUUUUAGGGCAUAUUGUUUGUAAUUGUGUAAUUUAAUUUGUCAUGUAGGAUAUCGGUAAAAUUGGGAAUGUUGUGAUAAACAAUUCCAUUCUCAAGACAGUGGAACACAGAUUAAGUGCAAUUGAAAGUACCAUAAGUAGAAAAUAUAAGUGGGAAAUAUUCUUGCCAGCUAAAAUGGCUUUGUUUAAUAGUAUAUAAGGACUGUCCUGGUACUUAAAAGAGGAAAAGAUUGUUUUCUCUUUUUUUUCUUGUUUUUUUGUAUAGAAAUAUCCUUGUCUAUUAAAAAUAUGUUUUGAAAUUUGCAAAUAUUUUUUGUAUAUGGUUUUGUUUUGUUUGUCUUUACAUUAUUUUGUUUAGAUCUUUUUUUUUUUGUUGCGUUAUUUUACUAUUGUAUUUUUUUUUUUUUUACUUGUUAGAGAUUUAAGGAUUCCAAUAUUUGUUGAUUGUUAUGCCAGCAUUAUUAUUUAUGAAGAAAAUGUAUGGUGCUAAUGUAGAUAACAAAGAAAUGUUUUCUUUUGUACUAUAUGAGCUGUUUCUGAAUAGACCACCGUGAUUUUUUAA
This is a messenger RNA of Penaeus chinensis, 2486 nucleotides long. RefSeq lists its product as uncharacterized. Bases 313 to 789 code for a protein of 158 amino acids. NCBI's taxonomy places the organism in Eukaryota, Metazoa, Arthropoda, Malacostraca, Decapoda, Penaeidae. The record is from RefSeq and is a predicted model, not a curated record. The transcript is spliced from 3 exons.